This is a messenger RNA of Cydia amplana, 918 nucleotides long. RefSeq lists its product as uncharacterized. Bases 136 to 918 code for a protein of 260 amino acids. NCBI's taxonomy places the organism in Eukaryota, Metazoa, Arthropoda, Insecta, Lepidoptera, Tortricidae. The record is from RefSeq and is a predicted model, not a curated record. The transcript is spliced from 7 exons.
UCAGCUAACAGGUUGGAGGCUAUUGAGUGCACUCCGGAUUUCAGUUCGGACAGUUCGCCUAGCAUCUCGCCUGUGCCGAGAAUAUUGACUAAAUCACGCAGCAACCAAGAUCAAAUCAACGCUUUGGUGAACUGCAUGGCCAUAAACACUGGCAUGGCGUUCGGCAACCAGCAGACUCCCAAGAAGAUCGCGGACUGGAAGAGAUUGCGGCAGCUUUUGAACAGGAUGGGGCCCGCGAAACGAACGGCGGCUUGGCAACACUCAUGGCGCGACCUGAAACGUAAAGCUUUAGAAAGAUACAACACGAAUUCAAAAUAUAACUCGGGGAUUACGCAAACAAUCAUACAAAUUAUCGAAGCGCACGCACAAGGCACAAAUUCAUCAAAUGAUGUUUCGGCAGAAGACGCUUUACAUUUACGUUUACCACCGCAAGUCAAAUAUCUCCUUCAGGCCGAAGCAGACCGCCCCGAAGAUCCUUCAAAUCAAGUGUCACCUGUACAACGCGACGCGUCCGCUGUAAACUUGGUCUCUUUGGAACAAUAUCGGCAGCCCUUCAAACCUAAAAUCCGUUCAAGCAACACCCAGAUAUGCGCGUUAGUGGACUACAUGGAGAAACAUCCCCGUCUGGCCGUAGUGAAAUCUACAGCUGGGGACACCCAAUCACACAAUAUCGCAGAGUGGCGAAGGUUAAGCAAUUAUCUAAACAGAAUUGGCACCACAAAAAGAAGCACUAUGGCUUGGAGACGAACAUGGCGCGAUCUCAAGAAAACUGCUAGAAAAAAACCGACUAACGAACGGAAUUUUAAUUUAAAUCGGAGAAUUCUUCAGAUUGUAAAAAAGGCAGCAGCAGAUACUCAACAGGACGACGAGUCUAAUAUGGAAACUGUAAGUUAUGAUUUUGAAAAAUAUCUACUAUAG